UGGGGGACAGCCGCAGCAGCAGCAGCCACACCAUGGAAACGGAAACGGAAAUGAUGGCUAUUACGAUGAAUCUGGUUACUACAACGCCGACGCAAACAAUCCUUAUGCCGCAGAGGGUGGUUACUACGAUAACCAUGAUAAUUACCAAGGAGAGUACUACGACGAUGGCCAUGGCGGAUACUACGACAACUAUGGUCAAGGUGGUAAUAAUGGCAAUGGAGGACGACGCGGCGAUUCCGAAGAAGAUUCCGAAACCUUCAGUGACUUCACUAUGAGGUCAGAUAUGGCUCGUGCCGCGGAGAUGGAUUACUAUGGCCGUGGCGACGAGCGGUAUAGUGGUUACGAGCAAGGCAAAGGAUACCGGCCCCCUUCUUCUCAGGUCUCAUAUGGUGGCAACCGCUCAUCUGGUGCCUCCACGCCCAACUAUGGAAUGGACUAUGGCAACGUUCCCGGUAGCCAAAGAUCCCGGGAGCCGUAUCCCGCAUGGACGUCUGAUGCGCAGAUCCCUUUAUCCAAGGAAGAAAUUGAAGACAUUUUCCUUGAUCUUACCAACAAAUUCGGGUUCCAGCGCGACAGUAUGCGGAAUAUGUAUGAUCACCUUAUGAUUCUGCUUGAUUCAAGGGCAUCUCGAAUGACGCCUAACCAAGCCCUUCUGUCGCUCCACGCAGACUAUAUCGGUGGUGAAAAUGCCAAUUACCGAAAGUGGUAUUUCGCUGCUCACUUGGAUCUGGAUGAUGCCGUCGGUUUUGCGAAUAUGGGCAAGAAGUCCAAAAAGAAGAAGUCCAAGGGCAAGUCCGGCGAUCCAAAUGAAGAACAGGCUCUUGAAGACUUGGAAGGUGAUGACAGCUUGGAAGCAGCCGAAUACAGGUGGAAGACCCGCAUGAACCGCAUGUCUCAGCAUGACCGAGUUCGCCAGAUCGCUCUAUUCCUUCUUUGCUGGGGUGAGGCGAAUCAAGUGCGUUUUAUGGCCGAGUGUCUCUGCUUCAUUUUCAAGUGUGCAGAUGACUAUCUCAAUUCGCCUGCCUGCCAGAAUCUCGUCGAACCCGUUGAGGAGGGUACCUAUUUGAAUAAUGUGAUCACACCGCUGUACCAGUACUGCAGAGAUCAAGGGUACGAGAUCUCUGACGGAGUUUACGUUCGUCGUGAGCGAGAUCACCACCAGAUUAUUGGCUACGACGAUUGCAAUCAGCUUUUCUGGUAUCCCGAAGGUAUCGAGCGUAUUGUUCUCGAGGACAAGAGCAAACUAGUCGACGUUCCACCGGCAGAACGUUAUGUCAAGCUAAAGGAAGUUAACUGGAAGAAAUGCUUCUUCAAGACCUACAAGGAGACACGUUCUUGGUUCCACAUAAUUGUUAACUUCAAUCGUAUCUGGAUUAUACAUUUGACCAUGUUCUGGUUUUACACUGCCAAAAACGUUCCGACUCUUUUGGUUGGUUCGGUAUAUGAACAGGAAGUCAAUCAACAACCUCCCAACUCGGCACAAUGGUCUGUUGUCGGUGCUGGUGGUGCUAUUGCUACCUUGAUUCAGAUUAUUGCCACCUGUGCCGAGUGGGCGUACGUCCCGCGACGAUGGGCAGGCGCUCAGCAUCUCACUAAGAAGCUUCUGUUCCUACUCUUGGUAUUCGCCAUCAAUAUUGGUCCUAGCGUUUAUAUCUUUGGUUGGAUAGAUAAUCAGGAGACGCAACCCGCUCUGGUUCUGGGUAUAGUCCAGUUCAUCAUUGCGCUUCUUACCUUUUUGUUCUUCGCUAUUAUGCCUCUUGGUGGUCUCUUUGGCAGUUACCUCACGAGAAACUCUCGCCAGUACGUUGCAAGCCAGACGUUUACUGCUAGCUGGCCGCACCUCAAGGGCAACGACAAAGCGCUAUCAUAUUUUCUAUGGGCGGCUGUUUUCGGCAUCAAGUUCGGAGAAUCGUACAUCUACUUGACUCUGUCUCUUCGCGACCCGAUUCGUUAUCUUCAAAUCAUGGAUGUCUCGUCUUGCGUGGGAGACAUGACCCUUGGGACGGUACUCUGCAAAUACCAGCCAAUAGUAAUAAUGGUUUUGAUGAUUGUCACCGAUUUGAUUCUCUUCUUCCUUGAUACUUACAUGUGGUACGUCUUGUUGAACGCGGUCAUCUCUAUCGCGAGAUCAUUCUAUUUGGGAUCUUCUAUCUUGACUCCUUGGAGGAAUGUGUUCUCGCGGCUUCCCAAGCGAGUCUACUCCAAGGUCUUGGCUACUACAGAUAUGGAGAUCAAGUACAAACCGAAAGUUUUGAUCUCGCAGAUCUGGAAUGCCAUAGUCAUUUCCAUGUACCGAGAACAUUUGCUCGCCAUCGACCAUGUCCAGAAGCUGCUCUACCACCAAGUUCCUUCCGAGCAAGAAGGCAAACGCACUCUACGUGCACCAACGUUCUUUGUAUCUCAGGAGGAUCAUUCGUUUAAGACGGAGUUCUUCCCCACCUACAGUGAAGCAGAGCGUCGUAUCUCUUUCUUUGCCCAGUCGCUGUCUAUGCCGAUUCCAGAACCUGUCCCGGUGGACAACAUGCCUACAUUCACUGUUCUGAUUCCUCAUUACGGCGAGAAGAUUCUCUUGACCCUCCGCGAGAUCAUCCGUGAAGAUGAGCCUUAUUCCCGUGUUACGCAGCUCGAAUAUCUAAAGCAACUUCACCCUCAUGAAUGGGAUUGCUUUGUCAAAGAUACCAAGAUUCUUGCCGACGAGACGUCCCAGUUUAAUGGAGACGAUGAAAAGGGAGAAAAGGAUACCGCGAAGAGCAAGAUCGAUGACCUGCCAUUUUAUUGUAUCGGUUUCAAGUCUUCUGCUCCUGAAUACACUCUACGAACACGAAUCUGGGCAUCUCUUCGUUCGCAAACGCUCUACCGUACUAUUUCGGGUUUUAUGAACUACAGUCGUGCUAUCAAACUGCUAUACCGUGUUGAGAAUCCGGAAGUUGUUCAAAUGUUCGGUGGUAACUCGGAGAAGCUAGAACGCGAGUUGGAAAGAAUGGCUCGACGGAAGUUCAAAAUCUGUGUCUCGAUGCAGCGUUACGCCAAAUUCAAGAAAGAGGAGAUGGAGAACGCCGAGUUCUUACUUAGAGCCUACCCUGAUCUGCAAAUCGCUUAUCUUGACGAGGAGCCUCCGGCGGUUGAAGGUGAAGAGCCGCGAAUCUACUCUGCCCUCGUCGAUGGACACUCUGAAAUCAUGGAGAAUGGCAUGCGACGGCCUAAGUUCCGCAUUCAGCUCUCUGGUAACCCUGUGCUAGGUGACGGCAAAUCCGAUAAUCAGAACCACUCGAUCAUUUUCUACCGUGGAGAAUAUAUUCAGCUCAUCGAUGCCAACCAGGACAACUAUCUAGAGGAAUGCCUAAAGAUUCGCUCGGUAUUGGCUGAAUUUGAGGAAAUGAAGUCUGACAACAUCUCGCCCUACACACCCGGUGUCAAGACCGAGUCUGUAGCCCCCGUCGCCAUUCUCGGUGCCCGUGAGUACAUUUUCUCGGAGAAUAUUGGUAUUCUUGGCGAUAUUGCCGCCGGUAAGGAACAAACAUUCGGUACCCUCUUUGCCAGAACCCUGUCUCAAAUCGGUGGCAAGCUUCAUUACGGUCAUCCUGAUUUCCUCAACGGUAUCUUCAUGUGCACGCGUGGUGGUGUCUCCAAGGCUCAGAAAGGUCUUCAUCUGAACGAGGAUAUCUACGCUGGUAUGAAUGCAAUGCUUCGCGGUGGUCGUAUCAAGCACUGCGAGUACUACCAGUGUGGUAAGGGUCGUGAUUUGGGUUUCGGUUCCAUUCUUAACUUCACUACGAAGAUCGGCACUGGUAUGGGUGAACAGCUACUCUCUCGGGAAUACUACUAUCUUGGUACUCAGCUCCCUCUGGACCGUUUCCUGUCUUUCUACUAUGCCCACGCCGGUUUCCAUCUGAACAACAUCUUCAUCAUGUUGUCUUUGGAGAUGUUCAUGAUCGUCCUGAUCAACAUUGGCGCGCUUCGACAUGAGACAAACGCUUGUGAGUACAACCGGAAUGUCCCUAUUACGGAUCCCAUGUUCCCCACAGGAUGUCAGAACACAGAUGCCCUUAUGGACUGGAUUUACCGCUGCGUCAUCUCUAUUUUCGUCGUGUUCUUCUUGAACUUCAUACCUUUGGUUGUCCAAGAGUUUACAGAACGUGGUAUUCUACGUGCUGCAACUCGUCUGGCCAAGCAGUUUUGCUCUCUCUCCCCCUUCUUCGAAGUGUUCGUCUGUCAGAUCUACGCCAAUGCUGUGACACAGGAUUUGACUUUCGGUGGUGCUCGAUACAUCGGAACUGGUCGUGGUUUCGCCACUGCUCGUAUCCCCUUCGGUGUCCUCUAUUCGCGUUUCGCGGGUCCUUCAAUCUACUUCGGUGCGCGCUUGGUUUUGAUGUUACUAUUUGCAACCUUGACGGUUUGGCAGGCGGCGCUGGUAUAUUUUUGGAUCUCGCUCAUUGCGCUGGUUAUCUCGCCCUUCCUUUACAAUCCUCACCAGUUUUCGUGGAACGACUUCUUCAUCGACUACCGUGACUAUCUUCGCUGGCUGUCUCGUGGUAACUCUCUCAGCCACGCGUCCUCGUGGAUUUCUUUCUGUCGUCUCUCUCGUACCAGAAUGACUGGUUACAAGCGCAAGGUCCUAGGUACUCCGUCCGGUAAAUUGUCAGCUGAUGUUCCUCGUGCUGCGAUGAGCAAUGUCUUCUUCGGCGAGAUCUUUGCACCCCUCGCUUUCGUCGCAUUAACAGGCAUUCCGUACCUUUUCAUUAACGCGCAGACCGGCGUCCAUGCCCAUCAGGACAAAGUUGUCCCGACUGCAUCGCUCUUCCGUGUCGCUAUUGUUGCUCUUGCCCCUAUUGGCAUCAAUGCCGGUGUACUCGGUGCCAUGUUCGGCAUGGCUUGCUGUAUGGGACCACUACUGAGCAUGUGCUGCAAGAGAUUUGGUAGCGUAUUGGCUGCCAUUUCUCAUGCUUUGGCUGCCAUCUUUCUCCUCGUGUUCUUUGAAGUCAUGUUCUUCCUUGAAGGUUUUGAUUUCACGAGGACGCUCCUAGGAAUGAUCACCGUCGCAGCCAUUCAGCGGUUUAUCUUGAAGAUUAUUAUCACAUUUGCGCUUACUCGUGAAUUCAAGACGGACCAGUCCAACAUUGCGUUCUGGACGGGCAAAUGGUACUCUAUGGGCUGGCACUCGGUUUCCCAGCCGGCACGUGAAUUCCUCUGCAAGAUUACGGAAUUAACCAUGUUCGCCUCCGACUUCGUCCUCGGUCACUUCAUUCUAUUUUUGAUGUUCCCAGUCAUCUUGAUCCCGAAGAUUGAUAUGUUACAUUCGAUGAUGCUCUUCUGGCUUCGUCCGAGUCGUCAAAUUCGGCCGCCUAUCUACUCGAUGAAGCAGUCGAAGCUCAGGAGGAGACGUGUUAUUCGCUACGCUAUUCUGUACUUUACUCUGCUUGUUGUCUUUGUCGGUCUGAUCGUUGGACCCGCCGUAGCGGGCAAGCAGAUCGGACCUACUUUGACCGAUGCUCUAAGUGGCCUUGGCAUCCCGAUCGCGCAACCGGCUGGCCAAGAUCAUAACGACACUAAGAACCAUACUCAAACCGGUACGGGCAGGCCAGGGUACUCAGGACCCGGUCUAGCAUCGAUGACAAAGACGGCGGACGCCGCUGGUUCAGCGGAAACGGACAAGUCAGAUAGCAGCGACGAUACUCGGAAGUUCCGAUUUGUCUAAGAGGGACACUAGAAGGGAUGCUUGUACCAUAAAAGAAAAAAAGAUGGUCCUAGUCCCUCAACCAGUACGAGAUUAAGUGGAGUGCUGGUGUGAUAUUCCAAGUUGUUUUUUGAUGCUGUGUAUUGACUAGGUAAAGAAGGCGGCAUGGCACAUGGUAUUUUCAUUCUUCCUAAAGUCAUGGCAUCAAUAUUUGCAGGGUUUUUCUUCCGUUUUUUUCUGUCUCUGGAAUGGAAAUGAGAUGGUGUUCUAUACGUAAUGAUAAAGGCUCCGAUUGCAUUUAUUACUUAUUACUACGAUGACGUUUUCAUGCGUGAAGUAUUUUUAUGUGACAUGAAUGAUGUCGAUGUCGAUGUUGAUGGCGGGGGAGUAAAAUAGAAUAUCCCACGCAACAAGCAAGUAUUAUAGUGCAGUAUUAUAAUUAAUAUUUACUAUCAAGUGAUCACA
This is a messenger RNA of Daldinia decipiens, 6139 nucleotides long. RefSeq names its product glycosyltransferase family 48 protein. Gene Ontology annotation, biological process: fungal-type cell wall polysaccharide biosynthetic process; (1->3)-beta-D-glucan biosynthetic process. NCBI's taxonomy places the organism in Eukaryota, Fungi, Ascomycota, Sordariomycetes, Xylariales, Hypoxylaceae. Gene Ontology annotation, molecular function: 1,3-beta-D-glucan synthase activity. The coding region runs from base 272 to 5695 and encodes 1807 amino acids. Gene Ontology annotation, cellular component: 1,3-beta-D-glucan synthase complex; plasma membrane. The record is from RefSeq and is a predicted model, not a curated record. The transcript is spliced from 3 exons.